Messenger RNA from Ricinus communis (castor bean), 833 nucleotides. Its product is annotated as NAC domain-containing protein 87. The coding region runs from base 120 to 833 and encodes 237 amino acids. The record is from RefSeq and is a predicted model, not a curated record. Gene Ontology annotation, molecular function: DNA binding. Lineage: Eukaryota; Viridiplantae; Streptophyta; Magnoliopsida; Malpighiales; Euphorbiaceae. Gene Ontology annotation, biological process: regulation of DNA-templated transcription. The transcript is spliced from 2 exons.
GAUUAGUAUUGUCGGUUGCCAUCUCUUAUAUAUACUCAUACUCAUAAGUCAUACAGUCAUAUCAAUCGUUAGCGUAUUAGAAAUUAUUCCCAUUUGGUAGAUUAUUUGAUCAAGCAGUCAUGCGAGAAACACAACUCUCUUCUUCUCCAGGGACAAAUAUCCCGGCUGGUUUCAGGUUUUACCCUACUGUUGCAGAGUUAGUCACUUGUUAUCUCCAGGGAAAAAAUAAUGGCAGCCUUUCAUCUGCCGAAGAUCGGCUUCCUGUCAAGUACUGCGAUUUCUAUGGCAAAGACGAACCUUGGGAAAUAUGGAAGAAGUUUGGUGGAGACAAGUUGAGGAAUGGCGAAACCCUUUUCUUCUUCACCACGUUAAAAAACGUGGCUCCUGAUGGCGGUUCUAAAAUCAGUCGCAGGGUGGGCUCUAGCGCAGGGACUUGGCACGGUGAGACGUCAGGUAACAGUUCAGUAAUUCGUUGUCAGGGUUUGACGGCCUACAGGAAACGAUUUAACUAUCGGAACCCACUGAGAUUGGACCAAGAUCAUUGUUGGAACAUGCUUGAGUAUAGUUUGGAUGGUGGCGAACAUGUUCUUUGUCAGCUCAAAAGGAGCAGAAAACAAUCGAGAAAAAGAAAGAGCCAAACUGUGAACGAUGACUUUAUGGAGGUUCUUGAACGUGAAAAGCACUCGAGGGUUGGACAGCAAUUGCUAAAAGGAUUUCAGAGACACCACAAGGCGGUUGAUAACUUGUUUGGAAGGAUCUCUAUGAACACUACUCGAGUUGGGGCUGUUCUGUUUGCUGUUUUCAUAGCCAUUGCUGCUUUAAUUAUAUAUUAG